AUGCUCGGCAAGAUCGCUCUCGAGGAACACUUUGAGAUGGCCGGCAACAAGGCCAAGUCGGCGCGCGAGGCGGACUUGUACAUCCACCCCAACUUCCAGGAGCGCUACAUCAACCGCAUUGGUGAUAUCACGGGUGAGCGUCUCAAGCUCUCCGACAAGUACGGCAUUGGCUACACCAUCUGCUCCCUGACCGUCCCUGGUAUCCAGGGCAUCUCCGACAAGGCCAAGGCUGAGGCCCGCGCCACCGAGGUGAACAACUGGAUCUACUCUCAGAUCAAGGAUCACCCCGACCGCCUGGGCGCCUUUGCCUGUCUCUCCAUGCACGACCCCGUUCAGGCUGGCCAGGAACUCACCCGCUGCAUCAAGGAACUUGGGUUUCACGGGGCGUUGGUGUGCGACGUCCAGCACGCUGGACCGGACGGCGAGACCUAUCUCUUCUACGACCAGCCCGAAUACGAUGUGUUCUGGAAGGUCCUCUGUGAGCUUGAUGUGCCUUUAUACCUGCACCCUGCCGCCCCCAGCGGUGUCAUCCACGAGAAGCUGUAUGCUGGGCGCCGAUACCUGGUUGGGCCUCCUCUGUCCUUUGCCAACGGCGUCAACCUGCACCUCCUGGGUCUCAUCAGCAACGGUGUUUUCGACCGUUUCCCCAAAGCCAAGCUCAUCGUCGGUCACCUGGGAGAGCAUAUCCCCUUCGACUUCUGGCGCAUUGACCACUGGUUCCGCGACAUUGAAUACCCUCUGGCCGCCCGUCGCGGUGAUGUCAUGUGCAAGGAGAGCAUCUACCACUACUUCAAGACCAACAUCUGGGUCACCACCAGCGGCCACUUCAGCACGGAGAGCUUGAAGUUUGUCGUCGACGCGCUUGGCCCGGAGCGCGUGCUCUUCAGUGUCGACUACCCCUACGAGCAGAUCGAGGAUGCUUCGGCUUGGUGGGAUGGACAGUCUCAGGAGGUCGUUGAUGCUUGCGGCGGCAAGGAGGCCUACUUGAAGAUCGGCAGGGAAAACUCCAAGGCCCUCUUUGGUCUCAAGGAAUACCACGACUCCGAGGCUCCUCUGGACUUUUAA
Molecule: messenger RNA, 1065 nt
Organism: Penicilliopsis zonata CBS 506.65
Lineage: Eukaryota; Fungi; Ascomycota; Eurotiomycetes; Eurotiales; Aspergillaceae
Exons: 2
Coding region: 1-1065 (354 amino acids)
Biological process (GO): secondary metabolic process
Cellular component (GO): cytosol; cytoplasm
Molecular function (GO): hydrolase activity; carboxy-lyase activity
Source: RefSeq, a predicted model, not a curated record